GUUUCUUUUCUUCUUUUGUUAGCAGGGAAUACACCUUUACCUGUUCCUUUGUUUACUCUUUACCACUAAGCUAGUAAAGCUUACAUUUGUAGUAAGGUCCACCUUUUAAAAGUUAUUUCCAAUGAAAUUGCUGUUUUGCUUUUUUGGAAAGGUUUGUGAUUGGAAGCACCUCGGGAUCAGGGUAUUUGCAGUUCCCCAGAAGUGGCAAAGAUUUCAUUUCGAUAGUUUAAUAAUGCUCCCUGAAGGGCCCCAACCCCCCACCUAUCGCAGCGUACGUUUCAUACAACUGCAGCUACGGACUUGCGGUGACGAUUUUAGUCUGUUAUUUUAUUUUCCUUCAGAGAUUGUUCUUCAGUGCACAGUACUCACGAAUCGCUGGUAGCCCGGGUGGCAUAGGAGCUAGGAGUGCAUGCAGUACCACCCCUGUUAAACUCCGUGCAAGGGAGCACGAAUUGUUGACGCUGAUGCGCUGCGCUGACAACACGAGGACCAGCGGUCCCUGCGCUGGAAACUGCGAGCAGGAGCCUCACGCAAGCGCCGAGGCCCGGAGGGGGCUGCGCCGUGGCGCUGUGUCGGGGGCCGCCGGGAGAGGAGAUGCCGAAAGACACUGGGCAUAUUAAUAAUUGCCCACUUGAGCUGUCGCCAAGUCCCACCCCCUAGCCUGAUGUCAGGAUUAUUCUCUCAAUCCGCACAUCCGAACGGGGAAUCCCUUUGCUCGUUACCAGCGGAUUCCGGCUCGUCGCAAGCGGAGUGCAUGCAGCAGCAUGGAGGAGGCGGAGGCGAGGCGGAGAGCCGAGCACGCCCGCUCCCUGCGGCUCCGGCUCCGGCUCCGGCUCCGGCUGCGGCUCGGCUGAGGAGGUUCGCAGCGGAGAAGCGAGCCCUGCCCCAGCCCAGAGUGAUGGUGGUGCUUGCGGGCCGCGACGAGACUGACGAACCAGCCGAUGCCAUGUCGAGCUCGGACUCCGCCGAUGAGGACUUCAGAAAACCAGCCUCCCCGAUGCCCAGCCGGUACCUGGGCAAGCCACUCUGCACGUACAGCGGUCUGCAGGAGUUCCCAGAGGUCGUGCCCCUGAACGUGGGCGGCACCUACUUCACCACACGGCUGUCCACGCUGCGCCGCUACGACGACACCAUGCUGGCGGCCAUGUUCAGUGGGCGCCACCACAUCCCCCGCGAUGCCGAGGGGCGUUUCUUCAUCGAUCGCGACGGCGCCUACUUCGGCGAUAUCUUGAAUUUCUUGCGGGCAGGAGAGCUGCCCCAGCGGGACCGCGUGAGGUCUGUGCACAGAGAGGCACAGUACUACUCCAUCGGGCCCUUGCUGGAGAGCCUGGAGCAGGUCCAGCCCCUGACCGGGGAGACGGUUCGGCAGGCCUUCCUCGACCUGCUGCCCUACUACAAGGAGAACCUGGAGCGCAUCGUGGAGAUCGCCAAGCUGCGGGCCAUGCAGCGGAAGGCGCGCUUCGCCAAGCUGAAGAUCUGCGUGUACAAGGAGGAGAUGCCCGUCACGCCCUACGAGCGGCCGCUCUUCAACUCGCUGCGCUUCGAGCGGAGCGAGAGCGAGGCCAAGCUGUUCGAGCACCACUGCGAGGUGGACGUGUCCUUCGGGCCCUGGGAGGCCGUGGCCGACGUGUACGACCUUCUGCACUGCAUCGUGAGCGACCUGGCGCAGCGCGGCAUCACGGCCGAGCACCAGUGCAUCGGCGUGUGCGACAAGCACCUCAUCAACCACUACUACUGCAAGAGGCCCAUCUACGAGUUCAAGAUCACCUGGUGGUGAAGCCGGCCCGCCUCUCGAGUCCCGGCUCCCGGCCGACAGUGGGUGGGCAGGCGUGACUGCAGCCAGCGCCCUGCUGCCUCGGUGCCAUCUGUAGAGGCUGGCUGGGGAAGGGUUGACCUCUCCAAGUGCUGCACGUUUAAAGCUUUGCAAGGCGACUGAACUCAUCUGCAGAAGCCACAGGGCGUCCAAGGACACGACACAGCAGCGGUCAGGCAGUGUGUAAUGGGACUCGGCGCUAAGACAGAACUCUGAGUCUUCUAUUUCUCUGUCUGUAAUUUAUCUGUUUGGGGGGGGUGCGGCCUCCACACCUUGUAGCUUUUAAGAAAUUCUUAUUUAUUUAUUUAUUGCUUUUUGGCUCUGUUCUCUUGAAUUAUGAGCAUUUGUGAAGACACCCGGGCCUGAGCUCAUAAACUGUAAAAAGGUAUUAGAUAUUGCAGAACAGAAGCCUGCAGCACUGUCCUUCCUUAAUGCCAUGGUCCUCUCUCCUUUUUUCCUAUCAGUAGAGCAUCAUUCUGUAAAGCUGUAAAGCUAACCUGUGAAGAGUUGUGCUUAUAUUAGCUGGAUGCAAAAAGGCAACUGAUCCAAAUGUUCUCAUAGGUUAUAUUUUUGGUAAGUUGUUCUCUUGUGCUUUUUACACAGACCUUUAUUUGUUGAUGUUUGUAGAAGCAAAGUGGACAGAACUGAUCUCCUGGCAUACCCUUGCCAUCCAUCUCCACCAAUCAGAACCAACGACUUAUAUGCAACUAGCCAAUCGGCUGCUCCGGGAGGGUGGUCAGGAGCCAAUGUGAAGUUUGGUUCUGGUUGUUGAAGACCUCCUGAGCAGCAGGAGGCAGUGUUUCCUCUAAGGCUCACUGUGAUCAUGUGAUUAUCUCACACAUCUGAUCCGAAAUCCCAUCCUGACCGCGAGUAAGGAGAGGGAACUCUGUCAUGUCAUACAAAUGGUGGUUUUGUUAGUUGUUUAUGUUGUAAUUUGAUUGACUUUUUAAUGUAAGUGUUUAUUUAAGUCUGUAGUCACUGCAAGGAUAAAGGCGAAACAGAUAA
Molecule: messenger RNA, 2818 nt
Organism: Lepisosteus oculatus (spotted gar)
Lineage: Eukaryota; Metazoa; Chordata; Actinopteri; Semionotiformes; Lepisosteidae
Gene: kctd7
Product: potassium channel tetramerization domain containing 7
Biological process (GO): protein homooligomerization; membrane hyperpolarization; positive regulation of transporter activity
Cellular component (GO): plasma membrane
Molecular function (GO): protein binding
Source: RefSeq, a predicted model, not a curated record